This is a messenger RNA of Blastomyces gilchristii SLH14081, 3013 nucleotides long. RefSeq lists its product as uncharacterized. The record is from RefSeq and is a predicted model, not a curated record. The coding region runs from base 1564 to 1992 and encodes 142 amino acids. NCBI's taxonomy places the organism in Eukaryota, Fungi, Ascomycota, Eurotiomycetes, Onygenales, Ajellomycetaceae. The transcript is spliced from 4 exons.
AGGUGACGGGGAACGGAAAUUCGUUUCCUUCCGUUUUCCUCACUAUUACCUUUAUAUCUUUCUGGGGUGUGAUCGUGCUUGUUGGUGCUUGGUGGUUUGAGGAACUGUGUAAGUUAGUUAACUAGUUGCUUGGCGGGAUUGGCACCACCGGCGGAACGACUGGAGAACAUACUGCGUAUUGAAUCUGUAGAGAUUACUCUGUAACCUCCAAGGAGUUCAACUCGAAGAUUUGAACAAAGGAUCCCGCAUUCUAGUGUGUCUACCUACAACAAGAGCCUAUAUCAGGUAGAUUUAUUCCAGAUAUAGAGGUUCAAUCAAUGUCGUGGUCAAUUAACUUAUCGGCGCAACCUCUGAGUUCAAAGUUAUACCCAUCCCAUCCAUGAUAAGGACCUGAGACGGCAACUAACUGGUAUAUACUAACUACAGAAAAGGUCAUAUCGCCGUGGACUAGCAGGACGAGAGCAUCAUCAAGCUAGCAGACGGUAUGCUAUCUCCUCAUCUGGAGGCAAUGGCACCUUGAGCGUCGUCAAUCUAAGCCGCCUUGACUUGACCAAUCGCUGGUCUAUAUUCAUUCUCCGGUUUUCCCGAGGUCUGAAAUUCGAAAGGCAGAAACAACCUGCAAAAAGUCUCUCGCCUCAACUCGAGUGAAUAGCCAAUGUUGGGUCUGCCAGCUGAACUCCCCAGACUCCCUCCCACAAUCCCUGAGAUUCAUUCUAUGCUCUCAUUCUUUUCUAAGCGUUUCAGUUUCAAUUCAUUUCUAUACCCGAGAUUGAAACUUAGAUUUUCUUGAGAGUCAUGUUCUGCCACAGGUAUCUAUCUCUCUAGCUACCAGGAGCAGUUGCGGAUGUAAGAUUUGAGCACGACAUGAUCUGAAUCAACUUCUGCAUUCUAGAACUGAACGGGGCCCGAGCUCCUGCAUCUACUUGAGCAGAAAGCUCCGGAUUCUUGAUCCUAACCCUGUCUCUUGCUCUCCCUUCAUGGCUUUGGCGGAGUACACCCCACUUUGAUAGGAUACCAGACAAUCCCGGGGGUAUUCUUGGGUGUGAUCGGUUACAAUCUGCUGAUAUAUCAUUGUGGCAAGGUGACGCCAGGUUGAACUCCGGAUCUCAUGCCUCAACGUUAAGACCAUACGGCCAAUGAGAGUCACUUUUGACUGAAUGGCUAUUCAUCUUACGUACAUAUAUACCGACCAUGCACAGGUAGUUUAUCUAGCUUGCUAUAUAUGCAUCCGGAGAAUAUUCUUAUGCGCGGUAUAUGCGUUUCGUCAUGGGUUAGAGCGUCGCUUACAGAAGAAUACUCAGUCUAAAAAUGAGGACUAGCUGUGGAUUUCAUUUUAAUUUCGGAGAUUAACUCUAGUAAUCGAUGCUGGAGAUAUGGACAAUACAAGGGGAAUAGGAGUAUAAAGCUGUGAAGACUCCCUCUUGCUUUUGAGCUUUUCUUUCUUUCUCUCAAGGCAAUAGUUAGAGAUUAAGAUUCGGACGAUCCAGCCUCAUCAAACGUGCGUUUUGAAUAUACAUACCUACACACAAGCCUCUCAAACCUCACAGCUAUAAAACAUUCAAGAUGAAACUAUCCCUUGUCGGCCUUGUUGCUCUUCUAGCAGCCACUUCAACCGCUACACCCGUUGCUUCACCUGUUGAAGCAUCCAUUGACGCCGCAGCUGCGGGCUGGCGCUGUGAUUUCCGUGGCGGCGGUGGCCACGAUACGCUCAGACGGACUCAUAGCCAGUUCAAUAGGAAAUUUGGGAACCCGAGACUCAGGAUGGCGGGAAGGCAGUGCUAUGUCGUGAAAUGCUACGAUCACUAUUUCGGAGUUUGCAACAGCGCCGCGUAUGGUCAAACAGAGAAAUCCGGGGUACGAAAUGUUGCAAAGAAUGCCAGCCCCGGAUCGGGCUCAGCUUGUAAAUUCAAUUCAGGCGUGGGUCUGAAUUAUGUUUUCGGCCAUGUCAGGCACCUUAACCUGGGCGGCGGAAAUGAUAUCAGACACUGUUAAAUUGAUAUCAGACUGAUCACUUACCCGCUUGAAAUUCUCGCAAUGAGCACACACAGUCUUUACCUAUACACCUGUCACUUUCUUUUAUCUGUUAUUUAUUUUCGGGGCAUGUCAAGUACCUUAACCUGGGCGGGGGAAAUGAUAUCGGAAAUUGUUAAAUUGAUAUCAGACUGAUCACUUAGCCGUUGAAAUUCUCGCAAAUGAACAAAACAAACACAGACUUUUACCUCUAUGAUUCCACCUGUUACUUUUAUCUCUUAUAUUUUUGUUGAGUGAUUGGAAAGGCUUUGACACCUUUUUUUACUCUUCAGUUUCAUUAUAGGGUUCACCCGUUCGAGUUUUUGACGUUGUCAGAACCUUUGUCGACGCCUACGCUAUGCUAUAUAUAUAAACCGACCGGCCCAGUGGACAUAUCGAGGGCGCGGGGACCUUCAGCUAUGACGGCAUGACGGAAAGAUGGAAAGAUGGAUCGUGUCAUGGGUAAGGAAACAAAAGUGAUGAAGACCUGCCAUGUUUUAAAUUUCUGUCCGUUGUAUAUUGUUUUAGACGUUAUGUGAGACGGACCUGUCGCCUGUGUGAAGACUCUUGUGUGGUUUCAAGAAUACAACCACCUAAGAGCUGCUCAACAUAUUUUUUUAGUGUAUUUAAAUAAGUGUCUGUGAGGCAGCAGAUAACUACAGCACGAAAGCGAAUAAAAAUUCUUCUUACGAUGAGCUUUCAACCAUAUUUUGAUUAAAUAACUCAGCAGUUAGAGAGUCUAUGAGAUUGAAACUGCGAUUAAAAUACUCAUAGAAUUGAGAUAUUUCUAAUGAAUCUAGCAGUGAGCUUUUUUAAAAAAGAAUUUUGAGUGAAUUUGUAAAGAAGCAAUUGAAAAUAUUAUUGAAUUGAGCAAAUUUCAUUCUAGAAAAAUAGAUAAUACAUUUUUAUUGAGAAAAAGACGUUGUAAUACACUCAGAAUAUGAUAUAUACACUUCUAUUAUAAUAUAAAACUCAUAUCUAUUAUGAUGUUGAAAAUAUUCAU